This is a messenger RNA of Carassius gibelio (silver crucian carp), 2495 nucleotides long. Its product is annotated as cadherin-related family member 5-like. NCBI's taxonomy places the organism in Eukaryota, Metazoa, Chordata, Actinopteri, Cypriniformes, Cyprinidae. The transcript has 14 exons. Bases 63 to 2102 code for a protein of 679 amino acids. The record is from RefSeq and is a predicted model, not a curated record. Gene Ontology annotation, biological process: calcium-dependent cell-cell adhesion; multicellular organism development; adherens junction organization. Gene Ontology annotation, cellular component: adherens junction; membrane; catenin complex. Gene Ontology annotation, molecular function: cadherin binding; calcium ion binding.
ACCAGCUGGUGCCACGGUCUCACAGUCCUCCAUACUAAUUUGUGUGCAUCAGAAACUGGGAAAUGGACAUAAUAUUUAAGCGUAAAUCCAUAACUACCAUCUUUGGGUGUUUAUUUGCCUUAUUCCUUCACAAAAUCUGCUUUGCUGAUAAAAUUUGUACAGUCCCCUCAGAGCCUGUGACAAUUCAAGAGAAUAACACCGCUGACACAGUUGUUGUCCGUAUUAACACAAUAACAAAGGAUGUAACGCUGAACCUCACCGAGAAUCCUGGGAAUGCCUUCGAUCUGAAGGGUUCAGAACUGAUAGCAAAGAAAGGCCUGGACUUUGAAACACUUUCAGCUCCUGAAGAACUAACUGUCCAGAUCCGAUGUAACAAAACUGGCCACAGAAGUAUCACUCUGACUGUGAUUGUUCGUGUUGUGAAUAUCAACGACAACCCUCCAUCAUUUGACAAGAGCGAGUAUACACUUGACGUAAAUGAGCUCACACCAGUUAAUACCAGCAUUGCCCUGAUUGAAGCAAUAGAUGACGAUUCAGAGGUUCUGUAUUACUCUAUGGAACCAACUGAGAACAGAUACUUCAGACUUGAGACCAUGUAUACACCAAACAUCCUUGUGAACAAGAUUUUAGAUUACGAUGUCAUCCAACAGGUGAAACUGAUCUUGCAUGUGCAGGAUACUCCACCUCCAUCACAACUGGUUGAACACUCUUUCACAGCUUCAGCAACAAUCAUCGUCAAUAUUAUAGACAUCGAUAACCGUCCUCCCUGGUUUCAACCAUGUACAAGAGUAACCACUGGUAAUGCCAAAAUCUGCCUGAGCCUGGGGUACAGGGUCAGGGUGAACUUAACAGAGAAACAGGAUGGAGCAUUGCAAUUUCAGCCAGGUCCAGUGUAUGCCAGAGAUGGAGAUAAAAGCAGAAAUGAAGAGAUAAGCUAUAAAAUUGUUCGAGGAAAUGAGGACAACAUAUUUCAGAUUGAUGAGAAAUCUGGAAACAUAUCCAUGCUGAAACCAGCAGACAUAGCAGGCCCUAUAUCACUCUUAGUUUUAGCUUCCCAGGUAGUAAAUAGAGAUCAGUUUGCCACCACUUCAGUCACUAUUGAAGUAAUGAAAAAGAGCAGAAAUGCUCCAAAGUUUGAAAAGGACCGAUAUGAAGGCUAUGUUUACAGUAAUUCAGGGCCUGAAAACAUGGUGCUAAGGGACAGGACAUCCAACAGACCAAUCAGAGUCAGAGCAAGGGAUGAAGAUUUUGCGAGUGGAAUCAACCCUGACGUAAGAUAUGAAGUUCAGUAUAGCAGCUAUGUUAAUAUCACAACAGAUGGGUUUAUACUUUUGAAGAAAGCCGUUCGGACUGAUUCCUUCGCUUUGCAGCUUCGGGCAGUGGAUGUGUCUACUGGUGAGAUAGGGACAGCUAGUCUUUCUGUGACUGUAGUACCAUCAGUAGGGGUCCAGUCACCCGACGAGGGGUACCGUGCAGGAGACAUGGCUUUGCUGGGCUUUGUGAUGGCUGCGUUACUGGUGCUCUGCCUCAUUGUGAUUGGCUAUCUGAUAUCCCGCGUCAAGAAGGGGAAUCCUGAUGCAUUCAAGUCUGAGGUCAGCAUCUUCUCAUCAAAGCUCAGAGACACAGGGAGAUCCAGAUCCAAGCGAGCUGAACUGAGAGAAAGACUGGAUGCAGUUCAGGCAGCAAGGGUGCGAGUGAUACCUCGCAAGAGACAGAGGCACUGCAGCUCCUGUGGACUCCAGACGCAUACCACCCAUUCACACCAUAGUCCUGCCGGCCAAGCCAGAGGAAAGGCAAACAAGCAUAAAGUAAAAUCCAUUCUGGCUAAAGAGAGGAGGAAGGAUGACAGACAAAAGACCGUUUGGUUCAAGGAGAGAGAGGAUUCAUCAGAUAUCGAGGUGGAGAUCAUCCCUGACAAUAUAGGGCUUAAGCCUGAAGAGGACAUGGAGAAAAUCGAAUGGGAUUUUGCUUCCACUCAAACGGAAGACAGUGAAAUGGAACUGGGGGAGUUGACAAUGCUGAAUAUUCAAGACUUGAGUAGCAGGGAAACGGCGAUUUCUGAUAGUAGAGAAGAAUUGAACACAGAAAGAAGAGAUCAGUGAGGAUCUCAGAUGCUCUUGCUCAGUAAAACUAGAGCUCUUUGCUCAUCAGAGACUGGAUUCAUUUUUUCCUCAAGUUCACAUGAGUUUUGAAAUAAUGUAUUUUUGUGAAAAUAAAACCCGGGUUCAGUUCAGACAUAAUGAAUUGCAAAAUACUGACACAUUUAUUCAUAUUUGUAAAUGAUGACGGCUUUAUGAUAUAUUAUUUUCCAUUGUGUGAUGAGCGUGCUAAACUAAUUUGAUGUACAGUAAUAUGUCUAUGAUUUCAGAAAACAAUACUUGCAGUUUUAUUUAAUGUUGGCUGUGUCUAUGAAUAAUACAUUGUGAAAUAGAGUAUUUUGUAUAAUUAUGUAAAUUAUGUGGAAAACAUCUAGAAUAAAGCACAUUUGAACAUAG